AUGGGCGACAAAUUCGAAUUAUUGAGGAAGACGCCUAUCAAAAGCAGCACCCCGCGCAAGCUGAAGAUACGUGUCAUCUUCUUGGACGGUAGCGAAUGCUUUUUCGAGGUUGAGCAUAGGAUUUUGGGUGCUGACUUUUUCAACAAAGUGUGCGGCCACCUGAAGCUGCUGGAGAAGGAAUACUUUGGGCUGGAGUUCCGUCAUCACACCGGCACCUAUGUAUGGCUGGAGCUGCUCAAGCCAUUAUCAAAACAGAUCAAAAGUAAUGAUCUGGCCUUUCGCUUCAUAGUGAAGUUCUUCCCCCCAGACCCAGGACAGCUGCAGAGAGGAUUGACGAGGUAUUUGUUUGCGCUGCAGGUGAAACAGGACCUGUCUAAUGGAAGCCUUACCUGCAAUGAUAACAGCGCUGCCCUGAUGGUCUCCCAUAUAUUACAGUCAGAGUUAGGGGACUAUGAUGAUGAGCUGGAUGCUCAUCACUUGGAGAAUAAGAAGUACGUUCCAAAUCAGGAGUACCUUGACCACAAGAUCAUGCGCCUCCACAAGAAGCAGAAAGGCCACACCCCGGCCCAGUCGGACGUGCACCUGCUGGAGGUGGCGCGCAAGCUGGACAUGUACGGCAUCCGGCCUCACCCUGCCCACGACGGAGAGGGUAUGAGGAUCAACCUGGCCGUCACACACCUGGGCGUGCUGGUGUUCCAGGGCAACACGAAGAUAAACACCUUCAGCUGGGCAAAGAUCCGUAAGCUGAGCUUCAAGAGGAAACACUUCCUGAUCAAGCUGCACGCCAAAGUGGUGCCCUCUCGAAAAGACACGGUGGAGUUAGCCAUGGCCAGCCGGGAUGUGUGCAAGGCUUUCUGGAAGACGUGUGUGGAGUACCAUGCCUUCUUCCGAUUGACCGAGGAGCCCCAGUCACACAGGAAGUCCCUCCUCUCCAGCAAAGGCUCCAGCUUCAGAUUCAGUGGCCGAACUCAGAAACAGCUGCUUGAAUGUGUUGAGGGCGGAGGCACACGACACAUGUCCUCCGAGAGACAAUACUCCAGAUCUGACUACAGCUCUCGGCAGUGUAGAUCCUCUCCUGAUAUCCUCACGGCCGUCUCCAAACAGCUCUAUGAGGAGGCCCACCCUGUUCUGGGCCACAUGCACCCUGACGAGGCCUCCAAACGCAGCCACUCGGCUGACCUGGUGGACCGCUCGUCCCCGUACCACUCCCACAACCCCUCUGCGGGGGCCGAGCACUACCCGUUCUCCCCGAAGUCCCGCUACACCUCCCGGUCUGCGCCAGAGCGCCAGGAGCGCCAGGAGCGGCGCGGUCGAGGGCCGCAGCGGCACCGCGCGGGCCACGGCCCCCAGCGACCCCGCCGGCGCCACUCCCCCAGCAGCCAGCAGCACCUGGUCCUCCUCUAUCCCACCAGCCCCCACCUGCAGUUCCAUCCGGUGCUGCCCACCUUCCCGCUGGCCACCGCUGCUCACGGCACGUACCUCGCCCCGGCCCACGGCUCAUCCUCCUCGCUGGACCACCUCCGACCUAUCCGGCACGGGCCGAUGGAGUACAUGCCGCAGCCGCUGAGCUGCUACCCAACAUCCUCUCCGUCCUUCUCCGCCCAGCGCGUCCAGCAGAGGCUCCAGGCGUCGAGGCUCGGGGUAGGGGCGGCGGCGGCGGCAGCGGCACGCUCCAGGCUGCGCUCGGAGACGGGUCGGCCGGGGCUCAGCAGGCGGCUGGACCUGGGGAGGAUGGAGGUGGGCCACUACAGUGACGACUCCACCUUCCACACGGGUCUGCCCCGCCGCGCCUCCAGCCAGCCCGAUGUGGACUACCUCCACCCGCUGGAGGCAUCGGCCUCAGCCGCCGCCCACGCCUCCGAGUACCGCCCCCUGGGCUACUACCCCCACCUAUCGCGGCAGCAUCUGCCCGUCCGCCCCACCUAUCUGCCCCUCAGCUCCUCCCCGUUGCCCGAGCGACCGAGCUCCCUCUGCGUGCUCGGCACCGGCAGCUACAGCGACUCUGACUCCGACCCGUUCUGUCCCUACUACUACCCCGCGGUGGGAAAGAUGGUGCGUUCUGCUCCGCUGGCACGCAUGCGAUUUUCCUCUGGGAGCCUCCAACUGGACGAGGAAGAGGAGGAGGAA
Molecule: messenger RNA, 2127 nt
Organism: Clupea harengus (Atlantic herring)
Lineage: Eukaryota; Metazoa; Chordata; Actinopteri; Clupeiformes; Clupeidae
Product: FERM domain-containing protein 7
Exons: 12
Cellular component (GO): cytoskeleton
Molecular function (GO): guanyl-nucleotide exchange factor activity
Source: RefSeq, a predicted model, not a curated record